GAGUAUAGAGCUAUGUAAAAAGUGUGAUUAAACGUCAGACACAAGAUUAAACGUUCCUUAAAGAUAAAAUAUGUUUAUUUUCAACAAGUCAGAAUAUGGACAUGCUUUUAAGCUUUUAAUGACGUGACAUACGGACGCGCGCUUCCACAACUGACGCACCGCGCGCACAGUAUUGACAAGAAAAGAGUUGUGAAACUUUCUAUCUCGUAUGGAGUUAUAACGUGAAAUAAUGACAAAGACUGGCUCAUCAUCUCAUCUGCAGCAGAGACUGUUGUAUCAGAAGGACAGCGCGUUUGUUUGACGCACUUUUCACUUCAACUGUGUCUGACAGGAGAAUUUAGCUUUCUGAGCCUUCUAGCCGUGGAGUUACCAUGGCAACCGCGUACACAUCAGCUGCUGGAGAGGAGAGGACUCGUCUGACAUGUUCUCUGUUUCUCGUCAGUUAUACCAAAGAAAAGGCCAACAACUGCGACAGAUUUCUCUGCUGCUGCUGGCAUCCACAGCCUCAGCCUCACACUUCUAUGGAGGAUCAAUGUCCUUCAACUCCAGAAAGAACACUGAUGGCACCUAUAGUGUGGAUAUCCGCUUCAAGGAGGCCUAUCAUAGCUGUUAUGCAACUGACUCCUGGACGUGCAGGUCUGGAAAUUGUGGCAAUAGAACCUCUUUUGUGGGUGGUCAAGUGGACACCAGUCCCAAUGGUGGUAGCUGGUGCCAGACUGAGGCAGUGGUGAAAAGAACCGUCCCCAACAAUAGCCCAUUUCAGCUGCAACAAAGUGGUUGCUGCUGGAUCUAUACCUUUUAUGACAUGUAUGGUGGAAACUGGGGACUUCUCACACAUAUUGACCUCGGAGAGAGAUCUGACACCUCUAAACCCAACACAUCUCCAGUCGCUACCACUCUUCCCAUUGUAAGAGUUCCUCAGAACUGCGCCAGGAACUACAAUCUUUUGUCCUGUGAUCCAGAUAAAGACAAGGUCAGGUGUAGAUAUGGAAAUAGUUCAGCAAAUGAGUGUGGAAUAUGCCACCAACCUGCAGGAUUCAAUUUGGACCAGAGCACCUGUACUCUGUCAAACUUUGUCAAUGGUUCACGUGGUUUUUAUGCAUUCGAGCUGGUCAUGGAAGACUAUCCCACCCAGAACAUAACACUAAACUACACUGCCAUGGCCGCGGAGGUCAGAUCUCCCUUCAUUAAUUCAUCUUCCAAUCCACCAUUGAGCAAAAUACCUCUCCAGUUCGCAGUAGAAGUGGAAGCUCCUGCACCAUCUUGCAUCGAGGGUGAAUAUCUACCUCGGUUCAUCCACCCAACACCUAAUCAGGGAGAACAUCUACAGGCUCGUGUCAAUCAGGAGCUAGAGAUCAGAGUAAAGGCUACUGCAACCUUCUCAAGGAUCAGUGAUGUGGUCUUUAGUGGACCUCUGAAUAGCACAAAGGAGACCACCACCACUGAGGAGUUUGUGAUCAACUGGACACCAACGUCAGAGAAUUAUGGCCAACAUUUUCCAAUUUGCUUCAUUGCAGAGGGGCAAAAUGGGUCCAGGAACUAUCAAUCUGAGAUGAGGUGUGUAAUUGUUGUGGUGGAGGCUGCAGGUCCAAUAGCACAAGUGACCUGUACUAAGGACAAAAUGUCAGUGUCAAUAGAAAGAGCCACUAUUUCGGGCCUUCAUGGAGAUCACUUGCGGCUGAACAACAAUGCUUCCUGUGCAGUUUCUUCCAACGAGACGCAUGUGUUUACAACUUUCUCUCUAAGCGGAUGCGGUACUCAGAUUGAAGAGACUGAUGAACAUAUUUCCUUCAAGAACACAAUUGUUACCUAUGAUAAUCCAAACCACAUCAUAACCAGGAAAAAUUUAUUCAAAAUUGAGGUUAUGUGCAAAUACCAGAAAAAGAGCAGCAUCACCACGAGGUUUGAUGCUCACAGGCCAGCCGUCAACUUCACAGAGAGAGGAUUCGGCUCAUUCAGCUAUCAGUUUGAGUUUUAUCAGUCUGGUUCCUUCAUAAACAAAAGAAAUCCCAGCAGCUACCCACUGGAUUACAACGUUGGAGAAAGGAUCUACAUGGAGAUCGCCCCUGUCAGUGUCAUACAAAACACUGAGGUCUUCCUUGAGUCCUGUGUAGCUACACCCUAUGAUAAUCCUAAUUAUCCCAUCUCUUAUCCCAUCAUCACAAACGGAUGUGGGGUUGAUGAAACUGUUAUCAUCCACACAAGUCACCAGCCCAGUGUAAAGUUCAGUUUGGAGGCUUUCAAGUUCAUUGGACAAUAUGACCAGGUGUUUAUCAGCUGCUUCAUUAUGAUAUGUGAAGCUAACAAUCCCAACACACGUUGCACUAAGGGAUGCACCAAUGGCACACAGGUUGCACCACCCUCACAUGUUCACAAAAGAGAAGCAGCCAUCCAGACUGACAUCCACUUCAUCUCCCAGGGACCACUGCGGCUGAAGAGGAGUGCAUCAUUUUCUGAUGCCAUCAGCCAAAGCUUGAACAUGAACCUUGUUUCCGUGGCCGGGUGUGUCGUAUCAGUAGUUUCCAUGGUGUGUGGAAUGAUGGUCUACAAAUCCAGGGGAUCAAAGGGGAACCAGACAUGGACGUCCUCUGUCUCCGCUACUUUUUGCGUUAGCAGUGGAACCCCUGGCCAUAGCAAUACGGGCAAAUGAAUCCAUAUCUGGACUAGAGGUCACCGUAGCCACCAGAUCCAGUCUGUAUCCAGAUCGUAGGGUCAAUGCAGUCAUCCGGAUCCAGUAUAUAUCCAGAACAAAUGGUGGAUCAGCAUCUAGAAAGGCUCUAUAGCCCUGAAAGACAGAUGGAGACCAGGACAACUAGAGCCUCAGACACAGAUCCCCUGUAAAGACCUUGUCUCAGAGGAGCACCAGGACAAGACCACAGGAAACAGAUGAUUC
Molecule: messenger RNA, 2893 nt
Organism: Carassius auratus (goldfish)
Lineage: Eukaryota; Metazoa; Chordata; Actinopteri; Cypriniformes; Cyprinidae
Product: CUB and zona pellucida-like domain-containing protein 1
Exons: 17
Coding region: 422-2650 (742 amino acids)
Source: RefSeq, a predicted model, not a curated record